This is a messenger RNA of Helicoverpa armigera (cotton bollworm), 1093 nucleotides long. RefSeq lists its product as uncharacterized. NCBI's taxonomy places the organism in Eukaryota, Metazoa, Arthropoda, Insecta, Lepidoptera, Noctuidae. The transcript is spliced from 4 exons. The record is from RefSeq and is a predicted model, not a curated record. The coding region runs from base 127 to 1059 and encodes 310 amino acids.
AUAUGUGAUACCGAAUGCGAUAAGAGGAAAUGAAAAUUGUAAAUUGCCGUGUAAAUUUAUAUAGUUCACUGGUUCGAUAACAGCUCAAAAGUAAUUUUUCACGAGGUUUUCGACUGAGCUCCGAUAAUGUCGAACCUCGUAAUAUUUUUUCUAGCUGUAAUAGCAAUAUCAGGGCCACUGAAUGUAGCAAAAUCAGCUUCAGCACAAGGUUUAGACAUAAACACAAUAUUGGAGCUAGUGCAACAACAACGUAUUAACUCGGGAGCAAACAGGCUCAACAGAGUGCAGCUCGUUCAACAAUCCUCAGAUUCUUCCGACGAUGAUACUGACUCAGAUGACGAAACUGAAUCAGAUGAACCAGAAAACCGCUAUGGAAGGUCCAACGACGAGAAACUAUUAGAAAUAAUAGAAACUUUAGUAAAUGAAAAUAGAUAUAAAGAAGGACGUAACGACUAUGGGCCCAAGAAAAAUAGAAAACCAAAGUAUAGAGCCACCAAUUCUGUAUAUCGAAGUGACAAGCGAGACAAUUCACAAAAUUAUGCCCAAGUUAGAACACAAAAUAUUUUGGAUAAAUUAUUUGGUAACAAUUUGAAUGUAGCUGAGAAGGAAACUAAGCCAACAGGUGACUAUGAAAAGAAGAGACUGACUCCUAACCUUUUAUUACCUAGAGCAGAUGACAAUUAUAAUAGAAACGAUGACGUGACUGGUCUCGAAGAUUAUUCAAAAGUAUACAUAGUUUUGAAUCCUAAUGCAGUUCGACAAAGCAAGAAUCAGAACGCUCUUAAUGAUUUGAUUUCAAAGGUACUCUCAUUAUCUGGUUCAGCAUCUAAGAGGGAUCGUUCAGUCAACAUCAAACCCCGUCGUCUUAAAGGAUUAGUAGUAAAUGAUCAAGUUGUAAGGAGGUCUAGAAGUUCCAGGGAGAUUUACGCCCCCAGAGAUGAUUCGAAUGGCGAUGAGUACAAAUCGAAAAAGUCUCGUGGAAAUUCAAAUGCAGGACACACCGCCAUACCAUACGUACGGAACCGAGGAGAUAUAUAUGAGAAGACUCAUCAAUCAUAAUUGUUUUUUUUGGCAAUUAAAUAAAUUAUAUUUC